AUGGAGAAGGGCCGUCAGGCCGCCGUGACAGACUCGGCCGCGGGGCCGGGAGCUGCCAGGGCGGCGCCUCGUGCUGGGCCCUUGGCCUCGUGGGCUGUGUCACCCCCCCCCCAUGGCGAGGUGUGGGGCGCACAACUGGGGAGCGUGGUAACAGGGCUGAGGGCUGCUUGGUGCACGGGGCCUGCCCGUGCGCUUGGCCACUUUGUGAAGGUGUCCAGCUGGUGCAGUCCUCGCUCAAGGGGGUGCCACCGCCUGUUUCACGUGCCCCGUCCUUCCCUUCUCCAGCUGCUUGCAGAUCCCUACGAGAGCUUCAUGUACCACCACCUCCGGUACUACGGCUACUUCAAAGGCCAGGAGAAAGCACUGCAGAACAACUCCAUACUGCCUUCAGGGCACCAGCAGAAGAGCUCUACUUGCCUGCUGAAGCAGGAUGGCUUCCAGGAGAGUAAUAAAUCAAACCAAAAUUCUCUGCAGGACAAGAAGAAGCUUAUAUGUUCUCUGAUGCUGGAGGCAGCGCUUCUCAAGAACAAACAGGUUCUAGUUCAUCAUCCAGAAAGUCUGGGAUUUCCAUGCCUGAGGGAACCUCGGGGGCUUUUUACUUUUCCCACCUCAGGAACUCUCCUUCAGGCACCACAGUGGCCAAUUGAGUGUGAAGUCAUCAAGGAACAAAUCCAGCACAUUGAGUGGGUACCGCCCAACUUGGAGCCAUUUUACCAGCUCACAGGGAAUGAGAAGGCACCAGAGAUUGUAGGAGAGGAAAAAGGAACAGUUGUUUACCACAUAAAUCCAGCAGCCAAAGGCACCUGCUUUACCUGUGCCCGGGUUGGAGGUACUCGAGGGCCUGUCAGGUCACCUGCAGUUACCUUGGAAGGCCCAGAGGACACCACUCUGCUCUUUGAAUCACGGUUUGAGAGCGGGAACCUCCAGAAAGCUGUCAGAGUUGGUCCCUAUGACUAUGAACUGACACUGCGGACAGACCUCUACACCAGUAAACACACCCAGUGGUUCUACUUCCGAGUUAGGAACAUGAGGAAGGAUAUCCUGUAUCGCUUCACAAUUGUCAAUCUCAUGAAGCCCAAGAGCCUGUACAGCAUGGGCAUGAAGCCCCUCCUGUACUCUGAGAGGGAUGCCCAGACCAACAGCAUUGGCUGGAGGAGAGAGGGGGCCGACAUCUGCUACUAUCGAUGCAGUUCCAAGGAGAAGCAGGCCACAUAUUGUUUAACCUGGACUGUGCACUUCCCACAUGACCAUGACACAUGCUACUUUGCCCACUCUUACCCCUACACUUACUCGGACCUGCAGCGCUACCUGCUGGCAAUGACCAAUGACACAGUCUACUCACAGUACUGCAAGCUCCGGGCUCUGUGCCAGAGCCUGGCAGGCAACACUGUCUACCUCCUUACCAUUACCAGCCCCUCCAGGAACCCUGAUGAGGCUGCUGCCAAGAAGGCUGUGGUGCUGAGUGCCAGGGUUCACCCUGGAGAAACCAGUGGCUCAUGGGUGAUGCGAGGCUUCCUUGAUUUUAUCCUGAGCAAUGCCCCUGAUGCUCAGCUCCUAAGGGAGCUCUUUAUAUUUAAGGUGGUGCCCAUGCUGAACCCAGAUGGUGUGAUUGUGGGGAACUAUCGCUGCUCUCUGGCUGGGCGGGACCUGAACAGAAACUACAUGACAAUACUGAAGGAGUCCUUUCCCUGCAUUUGGCAUACCCGUGCCAUGAUCAAGAGAGUCCUGGAGAAGCGAGAGAUUCUGCUGUAUUGCGACUUACAUGGGCACAGCCGAAAGAACAAUGUCUUCAUGUAUGGCUGUAACAACAAAGGACCUACAGCGCAGCAGCUCCAUGAACGCAUCUUCCCUCUGAUGCUGAGCAAAAAUGCUCCUGAUAAGUUUUCUUUUCACAGCUGCAAGUUUAAAGUCCAGAAAAGUAAAGAAGGGACAGGUCGGAUUGUGAUGUGGAGGAUGGGAAUCCCAAACAGCUACACCAUGGAGUCCACCUUUGGUGGCUCGACACUGGGCAAGAAGAGUGACUCACACUUUACCUCAGAGGACCUCAAGUCUCUGGGCUAUCAUAUCUGCGACACUCUCUUGGAUUUCUGUGAUCCUGACCGCUCUAAGUUUCUGCAAUGUAUGGCUGAGCUGCAGGAGCUGCUGCGGCAGCAAAUCUGUCAGAAGCUCAAGGAGCGUGGGCAUAAGGAGGACUCAGAUGGCACCUGGAGUGACAACUCCCUGUCAGACAUUGAGUCCAGCACCAGUGGCUCCAACAGCUCCCAAUCAGAUGGCCUCCCUGCUCACUUACUCAGCUUGGCAGAGAAGUUUAACCAGAAGAAGAGGAAGAAGAAAUGGCUCCGGACAAGGAAAGAAAGGAAUGAACUGCACCAGAAAUACACCUCGCCACAGAAAAUGGUGGGUCAGGAAAGCCUCUUGGUGAGAGUUGCUCCUUCCAAAUCAAGAAAGCGACCUGCUUUUUUCAAGAAUUCAGGCAGAUGCAGCAGUGCAGGAAAGAGAACUGAGCAGAUGGCAGAAGAGAAAAAUGUGGCAAGUCCCAUGUGCCGAGUCCACCAGCCUGUCAGCACGCUGUCUUUGUGCAUGGAGAAUAGCAGUGGCAAACAGGGCAAAAAUCCAGAAGACAUAAUAAUGUCCUAUCUGCAGAGGAGAAAACUAAAUGCUAGUCAAGAGUCUCACCAUUUAAAAGGAAGGUUGUCUUGGCACACAUUUUCUUGCACUCGUCCCUGUCCCCAUGAAAUAAGCCAUCAGCCCAGCCCCCUAGUCAAGAACCUAUGGAAGACCCAUCGGCCUCACCUCAUCCCUGUCAUCCCCCUGUUGAGGACACAGAAACCUCUGCUGGUGCCUCUGAAACAGUACCAUCCACCUUUCCAUUCACAACUGGAUGGACAGCCACCUGAGGAACAGCCCACAGGUCUGUGUGGUGGAACUCUGAAGCACCAGCCACAACUCCACUGAUGGACAGAAACCUCUCACCAAGAGCCCAACUUCCUGGCAAGGGAGCCCCCUCAAGCUGAACCAGAGCCAGUCGCAUCAACUUCUCCCUUCCAGAUGGGAUGUGGAAGCUCCUUGACUUCCAGCCCUUCUGCACUGAAGCACAGAGAUGUGAGAGGCUUUGCCAGCCAUUCCAUGUAAGAGACUCCCAGCUGAAGUGCCUCAACCCCUGCUCAGCCACAUUCCCAGACUGAUUAAA
Alligator sinensis (Chinese alligator) is the source of this 3190-nucleotide messenger RNA. RefSeq names its product ATP/GTP binding protein like 2 (gene AGBL2). The record is from RefSeq and is a predicted model, not a curated record. The coding region runs from base 1 to 2955 and encodes 984 amino acids. Gene Ontology annotation, biological process: proteolysis. Gene Ontology annotation, molecular function: metallocarboxypeptidase activity; zinc ion binding. NCBI's taxonomy places the organism in Eukaryota, Metazoa, Chordata, Crocodylia, Alligatoridae. The transcript has 18 exons.